AUGUCCCUCCUCCGCACCCUCGAUCGGACCUCCGCAGUCUCGAAUACCAAUGCACGACCAUUUCUCACCUUCCUGUGCCCAGCACUCCAAAACAAGAAGAGCAGACGCAGCUUCAGCAAAAGUGCUGUGAGCAACUCUCCACGAGCGCCUCGGUCUGGAGAGCACGUGGAGGCUUUCUUCAUCCAGGCAUUGGUGCGGGCCGGGACGCAUCGCGGCCAUGUGAAGCAGCUCUCGACAUUGCGCGAGAUACUUCCAUACACCCCGCACAAAUUUGGGACACGGCGGAAGAGCACUUGGCAGAGUCAAGACAGCCAGGAGGCGAAGUCGGAGGGAAAGCCCAAGAGGUCAGGUCCCAUCAAGAAAAUCAGACAGUUCGCGAAAAGUGAGCUAGAGGCGCUGGUGGACUACUAUGGCAUCGAAGUCGAUACACGGCCCGAACAGGACCCUCCAGACGAAGAAGGGUCGCUCGUAUGGAACGUGGGAAACGACCACGAACCAUGGCCACUACAAAACAGAACAGAUGGACGGUACAUAAAACGCAUUGAGAAACUGCUGGAAGACGACGAGUCCUCGCAUGACAAAAUCUUCAAGACGUACAAGAUGCUUCCGUCGCCGGGUGUUGUGUAUAUGACACAGGAAACCAUACGUGGGCUGCUGCACCACAUGUCCAUUGUCGAACGUCCUACGCCCCUCGCCAUGCAGCGUUUCUUGUCUAUCCUCGACGACAUGAAGAAUGCACAUAUACACAUCACACGAUCAGAGUGGACAUCUGCCAUCUAUCUGACUGGCAGGGCCAUGGGCGCCGUAUCUACUGACGACCUGCAAUCUGCGCUGCAUCUCUGGCGCGACAUGGAGCACAGGGCCGGCGUCAAGGGCGGUUUCGUAACGCUAAAUGUGCUUUUUGACAUCUCCGUCAAGGCAGGAAAAUAUCAGCUCGCAGAGACGUUUCUGCAAGAGCUCAAGAAGCGCAAGCUUCCGCUUCAUCGCCACUUUCGAGUCUCGAAGAUCUACUACCACGGCAUCAUGCAGAACGGCAAUGGAGUACGCGACACCUACCAGGAUCUUGUAAAGGCGGGGGACAUCGUUGACACAGUCGUCCUGAACGCCGUCAUCGCUGCUCUCAUACGUGCUGGUGAACCUGGCGCCGCUGAGCACGUCUUCGAACGGAUGAAACGUCUGCACUCAGGUAGGUCUGUCGCAGCACCUGGCCACAAGUUCUUCAACCGCACGUGGCGCGAUCGCAGAGCUCUGGGUCUUCAUCUGACGCACGAGGCCCGUGAGUACAAGAGAAUCAACGAUGAAGACGCACUCAAAGAACUCCAAGACUACGCACCCGUCGCGCCCAACUCCAGAACGUAUGCUUUGCUGAUACGGCACCAAGCGGGGGUCGCUGGCGAUAUUGAUCGUGUAUAUGACCUGAUGCAGGAGAUGCGCUACAACUCUGUACCGCUCGAAGGCACUGUGUUCAUCACAAUCUUUCAUGGCUUCAACAAGUUCGGCGGCAUACGCUAUUCGGAGUGGACGCGCAACAAGCUCGAGAACAUAUGGGCGCAGUAUCUCAAAGCGCUACAGGACGGCCUCGAGUGCACAUGGAUCUCAACCAUCGCAGUCAUUGCUGCAUUGAAGGCAUUCGCAAAGUGUGCAGAUCUGGACCGGACGAUGCAGGUCUGGGACGAGAUCCGCAAGAUGUGGCAGCCCAACGAAGAAGAGCUGGAGAAAGUGCUGAAGAUGUUACGGAAGCUUUUCCCUCUACGCGAUGGUUUCUUCGAUACCCAGCGGCCGAUGACUUGA
Molecule: messenger RNA, 1791 nt
Organism: Parastagonospora nodorum SN15
Lineage: Eukaryota; Fungi; Ascomycota; Dothideomycetes; Pleosporales; Phaeosphaeriaceae
Exons: 1
Coding region: 1-1791 (596 amino acids)
Molecular function (GO): protein binding
Source: RefSeq, a predicted model, not a curated record